Parnassius mnemosyne (clouded apollo) is the source of this 3063-nucleotide messenger RNA. Lineage: Eukaryota; Metazoa; Arthropoda; Insecta; Lepidoptera; Papilionidae. The record is from the annotation of a GenBank genome assembly.
AUGGCAGCGAUAUUCCUUGUGUUGGCGUUAUAUCUCACGUCGUGCACAUGUCAGUUCACGGAUGGGAUACAGUCCUACGACCCUGAAUGUUUGGGUGAAGUAUUCAACUGCCUUGGCGGUGGUUGUGUAUCGCAGGCCAAGUAUUGUGAUGGAAAUUUCGACUGUGAUGACGGCAGUGAUGAGAAUUUUUGUACGAACCACCUCCCCGACGAGGAGCUCUGCAAACAGACGAACCAGUACAUGUGUGUGGAUAAGAAGCGAUGCAUUCCCGACGUGUGGGUGUGCAACAAAUACACCGAUUGCGAGGAUGGGAGCGAUGAAAUCAAUUGUACUGCACUACUGGAGACGGAUAAGAACUCAACUUGCAAAGGUUUUGUGUGCGACGGUAAGCGGUGCAUCUCGAACCUGUGGACCUGUGAUGGCACUUACGACUGCGACGAUCGGACCGACGAAGAUAUCGAGAAAACUUGUAGGCAUGCACUUGCUCCCCAUACUGUUAACGAUGGCCUUGCUUGCCGGGAAUUCACAGGAUUGGGUCCUAGAAACUACAAAUGUCUGGAUCACUCGUUCUGUCUGUCACAGGAUCAAAUGUGCGAUGGUAUUAAGGACUGUAGAGAUGGCAGCGAUGAAGGAGUAUUUUGUGAUAAGUGGCACAUAAUGUGUUCAAAUUUCACGUGUGGUGGUAACAAUACCGCUUGUAGUCCAGAGCGUGACGGCCCAGUUUGCGUCUGCUUGGACUCCUACUCCUUGCAGCAGUAUAACUACACAACGCAUCAGUGCGAGGAUGUGAACGACUGUCAACAAGCCAGACCGCAGUGCUCCCAUUCAUGCGAGAACAAAAAUGGACACUUCGUGUGUCAGUGCGACCACGGCUACGUGAAGGACGCGCUGGGCUAUCUCUGCUACGCACCAGGACCAGACGCGUUGCUCUUCUUUAGUACACGCAAUGACAUCAGAUAUGUGACAAUAAAGUCGAAGGAGCAAGUCACUCUCAUUUCAAAAAUUAAACAGGCUCACGGCGUUUCUUACGACGGCAGCCAUCUGUACUGGGUGGAGACAGAGCAAGGCCAUCAGUCUAUAGUCAGGGCUCAGCUGGACAACAUACACGAUUCUAAGGAGGUUUUAGUAGGGCUGGGCUUGGAGGACCCUGGCGACAUCGCUGUGGACUGGCUGGGCGGGAACAUCUACUUCAGCGACGCCGAGCGCGGUAGCAUAUUCGUCUGCCGCGCCGACGGCUCACUCUGUGCCACAAUACAUACGGAGACCAGCCAUCCCAAAUUCCUCACGUUGGAUGUAAAACACGGACUUAUGUACUGGGCAGAUUGGCACAACCGUGCAGUGAUCAUGCAGGCUCGCAUGGACGGCACACAAGCGGAAGUCCUCGUUGACAGUCUUCAAAACUUCGCCACUGGCCUGGCCAUAGACGUGCCCAAUGGCCGCUUGUAUUUCGUCGAUAAGACUAUCAAAGUUGUCAAGAUCGACGACAAAAAGGUCUACUCUCUCUUUGAGGAGCCGUUCCACCACCCAUACGCAAUAGCAGUGUUUGAGAAUACGGUGUUCUGGAGCGACUGGACCUCCAACACUUUGCAAACCACGGACAAACUUCACAGCAGCUCGGAGAAGAGGAACGUACUGUUGUCUUUGAAAGUGCCUGUGUUUGACAUGCACAUAUAUCAUCCACUGAUGUUCAACCGCACUUCUAACCCGUGCGAGCACGCGGGCUGUUCACACUUGUGCCUCGUUACAUCGAAUGUGACACACGUCUGCGCCUGUCCCGAUGGUAUGGAGCUCAUCGCUGGGGUUGAUUGCAAACACCCCAACGACUAUCGCCCGCAAUACUUGGUGAUAGGUGGCGGAGCUUCGUUCACUCGUAUCGAGUACAACACUUUGGGCAACCCUGAGAGCCACGCCACGCACUUCGAUAUCGGCCGGGUACAGGCGAUGGCUUAUGACAAUGUUAGAGAUGUAUUGUACGUGUACGACGGGCAGCGUAAGAGCAUCACCUUCAUCAGUAUGAGCGACUUCACUUUGGGCCUGACGCAUUUGUUUAUUUACAAUGGCUUGGAAAACGUUGUAGAUAUGGGUUACGAUUACGUAACCGACUCGUUGUACAUCUUGGAUUCGGGACGCCGCGUCAUCGAGGUGGUAUCAUUGAGAACCAAUCAGAGGGCGCUGUUGUAUCGCUUCCUGGACGAGGAGAUACCCAUCAGUCUUUGUAUUAUGUCAGAUUAUGGGAGAAUGCUGAUAGCCUUUGUGGAAAGUGAACAAAGUAGCGAAAUCCACGUGGACAGCAUCGGUCUAGAUGGAGAAGACAGGGAGCCUCUUUUAUUGAAUAAUUUAAUGGGUCCUUAUGUGCGAUUGCGUUACGCCCAAAAUAUGGACGUGGUGUUCGUUUCUGACGAGGGACGUGGAAUCAUCGAUGUUGUACAUCCUGGAGGAACCGGUCGAGAGAAUUUCCGAGAGCUAUCCACAACGAUAGCGAGCCUGGCGGUUACAGAUAACUACGUGUUCUGGACAGACAGGCGAACGUCGAAGAUAUUCUGGUCGGAUAUCCACGAGGUCACACAUAAGAUACGACAAAUCGAACUUUCUAUAUUCCCCAACAACAGCCAACUGCACAUCCUGGCGACGUCCAGCGUGCCCAGCGCCGACAGUCCACUGAUGCAGCACGCGUGCGUGCGGCGCGCGUGCUCGCACGUGUGCGUGCAGCGCGCGCACGCCGCGCCGCACGCCGCGCCCAGCAACUUCACCAUGCGCCACCGCUGCCUCUGCCCUCCCGGCUUGCUGCUGCUGCCCAACGCCACCAAUUGCACCGCACCCGCCAGCUGCACGGAACACGAGUUCUACUGCCAUACAACUAACGAGUGCUUCCCGAUGAGUCACAAGUGUGAUGGAAAGAAGGAUUGCCUUCAUGGAGAGGACGAGGAAGGUUGUAAUGUUGCUGAGAAAGGAACUAGCGCGUGUUCCUCACAUGAAACUCUCUGUAAUGGUGUUUGCAUUAGCAAAACCGCAAUUUGCAACAGUAAAUCCGCUUCGAAUACGCGUAAGUAUAUUUUAAUUUAA